AUAGGGUCACUGUGCGUCAGAGCCUACUGGAGGGCACCUAGCAACAAUACCAGGAACCUAACAGUUACGUGACUCGGAGACUCAGAAGGCCCAGAGUCACCGAACAGUAGAAAGAGUGCCCACACUCGACUGCUAAUAAAGAAGCCAGAGGUUUGAAUCCACUCCGAGGUGCCUUAGAAGAAAGGACUGGCAAUCUACACCUGAAAACCAGCAGCAAGGACCUGAAAACAACCAUGAAGUGGAAAAUGCUUCCCAUUUACUCGCUGCUGCUCCUUUCUGUUUUCUUGAUUCAGCAAGUUUCUUCUCAAGGUACCAAUACCAUCAUAGAUUUAUCAAGCUGUGCAGGGAGAUGUGGGGAAGGGUAUACUAGAGAUGCUGCCUGCAACUGUGAUUAUAACUGCCAACACUACAUGGAGUGCUGCCCUGACUUCAAGAAAGUCUGCACUGUGGAGCUUUCCUGUAAAGGCCGUUGCUUUGAGUCCUUUGCCCGGGGGCGAGAAUGUGACUGUGACUCACAGUGUAAGAAGUACAACAAGUGCUGCCCUGACUACGACAGCUUCUGUGAAGAAGUGCAUACUCCCAUAUCACCAUCAUCUUCAAAGACUGUACCUCCGGUUCCAGCAGCAUCUCACAGCAUCAAAUCAACCACCAAACGUUCACCUAAGUCACCAAACAAGAAGAAGACUAAGAAAGUUAUAGCAGCAGAAGAAAUAACAGAAGAACAUUCUGUUUCUGAAAAUCAAGAGUCCUCCUCCUCCUCCUCCUCUUCCUCUUCAAGUAUUCGGAAAGUCAAGUCUUCCAAAAAUUCAGCUGCUAAUUCAGAAUUAAAGAAGAAACCCAAAGUAAAAGAGAACAAGAAGAAAGGAUCUCCAAAAAAGACAACCGCCCCAGAAGCACCAGCGGAAGCUGGAAGCGGACUGGAUAACGGUGAUCUCAAGCUCACCCCCACACCUUACACUUCUCCCACGCAGCGCACUACAGCCACCACAGCCCCCAAGAUCACAACCGCAAAACCAUUAAGCCCUAAACCCAGUUUUCCACCUAAUCCUAAUACAAGUGCGGAUAAGGUCACAUCUAAAGAGACAUCUUCAACAGCCAACAAAGAGACAUCUUCAACAGCCAACAAAGAGACAUCUUCAACAGGCAACAAAGAGACAUCUUCAACAGGCAACAAAGAGACAUCUUCAACAACCAAUAAAGAGACAACUGUAGAAACUAAAGAGAAGAGUACAACAAAUGAACAGACCUCAUCUAGUACAAAAGAGAAGACUACUUCAGCCAAAGAGACACGAAGUGCAGAGAAAGAAUCUGAUAAAGAUUUAGAAUCCACAUCUCAAGUGCCGGCUAAACCAACAUCUAAAGCGACCACCACCACAAAAUCCCCACCUACCACUACCACCACCAAAGAGCCGGUGACCACCACUACAAAGUCCCCACCUACCAGCACCACCACCACCAAAGAGCCGGCGACCACCACCACAAAGUCCCCACCUACCACCACCAAAGAGCCGGCAACCACCACCACAAAGUCCCCACCUACCACCACCGAGGAGCCGGCUCCCACCACCCCAGAGGAGCCAGCUCCCACCACACCCGAGGAGUCAGAGACCACCGAACCUGAGGAGCUCACUCCCACCAACCCUGAGGAACCUGCUCCGACUACCACCACAGAACUUCCUUCUACUCCCAAGCUUCCUGCUAAGCCAACUCCUGAGUUACCUGGAGAACCCAUACCAAAAUCUCCUAAUAAGAGUCCCAAGGAGCCUGCUGCGCCCACAACCAAGGCUCCUGAAAUGACUACACCUGAAAGUACAACUGCUACACCAAAGAUGACAAUGACCCCUCCCACUACAGUGGAAGAAACGACUACUGAAUCUAAAAUAAGAAGUUCAAGCACUCAAGUAACAACAAUUCGAGAUACCACAACUUCAGCCAAAACAACUCUUAAAGCAACAACUACUGCACCCAAAGAAACUACUGUAACAAAAAAGACUAUGGCUGAGACGCCUCCAAAGAAACUUGAAGAAACAACAGCUACACCAAAAGGUACAGCUACUAAUUCUAAAGAGACAACUGCUAAACCUCAAAAGCCAACCAAAGCACCCAAAAAGCCCACGUCUACCAAAAAGCCAAAGUCAACAUCUAGAGUGAGAAAACCAAAGACAAGCCCAGCCCCGACAAAGAUGACAUCCACAGUGCCCGAAGUGAGCCCUACCUCGUUAGCCAUAGCUACCACCAGCUCUAAACAAACUCCAAACUCAGACACAGUCGAAGCAAGCCUCAAGAAUGAAGAUGCAGAUGCUACUGGAGGAAGACCUAACAUGAUGCCCAACCCCCCUGUAUUAAGCCCUAUUGUUAUUUCAGGCAUGGAUUCCUUAGUGAGAGGACCCCAUCAAGGCAUUAGCACCAAUCCUAUGUUUUCAGAUGAGACUAAUUUAUGCAAUGGUAAACCAGUGGAUGGGCUGACUACUUUGCACAAUGGGACCUUAGUUGCAUUCCGAGGUCAUUAUUUUUGGAUGUUAAACCCAUUCACUCCACCCUCUCCACCUCGUAGAAUUACUGAAGUUUGGGGUAUUCCUUCUCCCAUUGAUACUGUUUUUACUAGAUGCAACUGUGAAGGAAAAACCUUCUUCUUUAAGGAUUCUCAAUACUGGCGUUUCACCAAUGACAUUAAAGAUGCAGGGUAUCCCAAACAAAUUGUAAAAGGAUUUGGAGGACUAAGUGGAAAAAUAGUGGCAGCUCUUUCAAUAGCCAAAUACCAAACUCGGCCUGAAUCUGUCUAUUUUUUCAAGAGAGGUGGCAGCAUCCAGCAGUAUACUUAUAAACAGGAACCUACCAGAAAGUGCCCUGGGAGAAGACCAGCUAUCAAUUAUCCAGUGUAUGGAGAGAUGACACAGGUCAGACGCCGUCGCUUUGAGCGAGCCAUACGACCUUCUCAAACACACACCAUCAGGAUUCACUAUUCUCCCAUCAGAGUCACUUAUCAAGACAAAGGAUUUCUCCAUAAUGAAGUUCCAGUGAGUGCACUAUGGGGAGGACUCCCAAGUGUGGUUACCUCAGCUAUAGCACUGCCCAGCACCAGAAAACCGGAGGGCUUCGAUUACUUUGCCUUUUCUAAAGAUCAAUACUAUAACAUGGACGUGCCAAGUAGAACAGCCAGAGCAAUUACUACUCGUUCUGGGCAGACAUUAUCCAAAGUGUGGUACAACUGCCCUUAGAGUCAUGGGCAAAGGAAGAAGAGGAGCUGCCCAAUUAAAAUGAAGAAAACAAGGCGUUUUGACACUGAAAUACAUUUUAUUAAUAAAGAAUGUUGAGAUGAGCAAACGAAUUUAAAUACAAAAUGUUUUUAAACUUGACAACACUAAAACAGAUUUGACAAUCUUAUUCACAAUUACCAGAGUUUAUAGAACAUUUAAUUAAUAUUUCCUCUAUUUAUUCCUCCUCUCCCUCCCAUUGCAUGGCUCACACCUGGAAGAGAAAAAAGAAUCAAACUUAAGGCAUCUUUUAAGAAGUUAACUCAGAACUAGGGUAUUCACUUACCCUAGUUCAUUAUAAAAAUUGUUUUCAGUAUCAAAAUGUGCCAGGCACUGUGGAUAUAAAAUUGUGUUAGAUAUUCCGUAUCUUCAGUGGAAUUAUAUAGCAAUUAUAGUGACAUUUUUAUAACAUGAAGGUACUCUCUAAUGGUUAUAUUAGAAAAAUACUGAAAUUAUACAUUUUUUAACCAGUACAGUGUAUAAAAAGGUAUUUUAAAAUAUGACAAUACAUAUUUUAUUCUAGUGUAUAAAAAGGUAUUUUAAAAUAUGACAAUACAUAGGGUAUAACAAACAAAUGGCACUGUAGCAUUUUGGACUUCCCGAUUUUACUCUGAAUUCAAGAGGAAAUCAAUAAAUAUUACAUUCAAACACCUAUAUAUGACAUAUGAAUAUAACUUAAGUCUGCAAGAACUUUAUAGAUUAGUAAACUUGUAAUUAAUAAAUCAACCCUAACACUUAUUCUAUUAUCUUUUAAUGAAUAAAUUUUAUUGUUGAGAAAAAUACAGCAAACACACAAUCCAACAAUUUAUUUAUAACUCGUGACUUAAAUUACAUCAUUCAAUUGGUGAAACAUUUUCUGAAUUGUUCCUCUUUCAUUAACUUAAAUCCACUACCCUCUACAGCUUCCCAUCUAAUCUCUGAAGUUGUUAUUGCACUUUGUAAUUUAUUCUGAAAACUAGGUACAAGUUGAAAAUUUGUCCAUUUAUAACUAUCCCACAUCUUAUUAUGAAAUCAGUGUCAGAAAUAAUCAGUCUUUUAGAAAUUUACCUCGCUGCCUAUUAAAGUGACGACCACGGACACCUUGUCUUGGUGCAGCCUGAAGUCUUACUCGUCUGAAAGGCUUUGGUUGACUACUAGUAUCUGAGAAGAAAAAAAUUCAUUGAGAUACCAAGAAAGCAAGUUAAAAAACAAGUAGUUGUACUGGCAAAAGCUAAUAACUAAAUGAAAGCCUGAAUAAAAUCUAGGUGUCCAUUUG
Echinops telfairi (small Madagascar hedgehog) is the source of this 4509-nucleotide messenger RNA. RefSeq names its product proteoglycan 4 (gene PRG4). Gene Ontology annotation, molecular function: scavenger receptor activity; polysaccharide binding. The record is from RefSeq and is a predicted model, not a curated record. Gene Ontology annotation, biological process: immune response. Lineage: Eukaryota; Metazoa; Chordata; Mammalia; Afrosoricida; Tenrecidae. Bases 234 to 3218 code for a protein of 994 amino acids. The transcript is spliced from 14 exons.